Molecule: messenger RNA, 333 nt
Organism: Gongylonema pulchrum
Lineage: Eukaryota; Metazoa; Nematoda; Chromadorea; Rhabditida; Gongylonematidae
Source: the annotation of a GenBank genome assembly
CGACCAAAUCGACGAGAAUCGAAUGCGCCAAGGAGACAUGCUCAUCGUGGUUCCCGAUCGACAUCACUCACUGAUCGUCGUGGACUAAUCACUGCACCACGUCUGUCAGCAAGGAAGAGCAGCAUUUCACCGAUGGCUCAUCAUAGAAAACAAGAUGUGGAAUCGGUGGAUACACUCGCGAUGCUAAUGCAUUUUAUGGAGGAGGACGGUGGUGAGGACCCCUUGCACAAAAUAUUUCUACCAAUGCGGCACUCCGCCUCAUCACCCCACAAGCCACUGCUCUGGAAGCAAAUCCAGAAAAGUGCGCCUAUCACUGUGGAUUCAUCUGCUAGG